CGUUCAUCUCAGAAAUUCCAUCUUUCACCAUGCCUCUCAAACUCCACGAACUCACCACGGAUGCAGAGUUUCCUCCCAUCCACACAGUCGAAGUUGCAGCAUUCAAUGACCCCUUCUUUGGCUUCUUUGAAACGUUUAAAGGACCAUCGCUUGACGAGUUCUGCGCUCGCCAACUCGAAUGGCAUAAAGGCGAUCCUAGUAGUCGCUGGAUCUACGUAACCGAUGAAGAGACUGGUGAGGUAAUCGCUGGGACGCAAUGGAAUAUCUUUGAACAGAAUCCUUACGCCAAGGAAGCGGAGCCAAUGGCGCCGUAUUGGUUGCCUGAAGGUGCUUUCAAAGACGUUGCGAGCCAAGUACUUUAUCAGUUUCUGAGCAAUCGCACUGCUAAAAUGAAGGAACCUCAUAUCUUGAAUAAUUUCUGCUUCGUGCACCCUAAGCAUCGACGCCGUGGUGCAGGGCGACUGAUGAUGCAGUGGGGAGCUGACAAAGCUGAUGAACUGGGAUUGCCUGCCUAUGUCGAAGCGACUGAUGAUGGGCUUCAGUUGUAUAAAGAGUAUGGGUUCAAGGUAGAAUCUGAGUUGAGCUUGGAUCCGAGUGUGGAAAAUCCGUCUGAAGAUUUUAUCAAGACCGAAGCAGAGUAA
Mollisia scopiformis is the source of this 641-nucleotide messenger RNA. RefSeq lists its product as uncharacterized. Gene Ontology annotation, molecular function: acyltransferase activity, transferring groups other than amino-acyl groups. The transcript is spliced from 4 exons. Bases 30 to 641 code for a protein of 203 amino acids. NCBI's taxonomy places the organism in Eukaryota, Fungi, Ascomycota, Leotiomycetes, Helotiales, Mollisiaceae. The record is from RefSeq and is a predicted model, not a curated record.